This is a messenger RNA of Onthophagus taurus, 3105 nucleotides long. RefSeq names its product enolase-phosphatase E1. NCBI's taxonomy places the organism in Eukaryota, Metazoa, Arthropoda, Insecta, Coleoptera, Scarabaeidae. The record is from RefSeq and is a predicted model, not a curated record.
AAUACCAUCGUUGAGGGCAGGGUGGAAGAGAACGCUCGGUCAGUUUAUAUAUGAUCGGAUUCGCGCACCAGCCGCUAGUAUCGGCCGAACCGACUGGCGAAAGUCGUUUCAACUAAAACCUCGGACUCGGUUGCGGUGUCUCUCCUCUUUGACUCUGUGACUUCUUAGUUAGUUGUGUCCCUGGUGAAGUGCGAAACGAAGACCGCCCAAAAAGAGCGGAACCGCUCCAACGAAUAGACAAAGACAAAACCAAGACAAUAUGGCUAAAACAAGCAAAACCAUAACCCUAUUCCUCGUAUCAAUUUUAAUAUCAAUAACCACAGCGGAAGUAGAAGUUCUAACCAAACCAAAACCGGGUCAAGAAUACGUUUUAUUAAGACGAUCGCAUUCAGAAACCAAAAGCAAAGAACCCAAAAAGUACCAACACUUUGAAACAUCCCACAAACGACCAAGCGGUCUUAAAGUACUCCCCGAUGAAGACGAAGCCGAAAUCAAAAAGAUUAUCAGCAAAAGAGAAGCAAACCCAGCAGACGCAGCAGCUCCAGCCCCAGCCGGAGCUAUCAAAUUAGACGUCAGCAAACUUUUAGAAAAAUACAAAAGCCAAUUAAAAACCGAAACGACCACAACAAAAACAAAAACUACACCAAAAUCACCCCCAAAUCGAAAAAGAACCAAAAAAGAAGCUAUCCCAGAAGCGAAUCCAACCACAUCACAUCCCAUUUUAACGACGGGUUUUGCCCCAGUUAAAGUAGAUGAGGAUACUAUCUUCUUAGGAAGCGGAAGUGAUAAGAAACAAAGCAGAAUUAAAAUCAAACAAGGCCCCAAUGGCCAAGAAUACGAAUACGAGUACGUUUAUUAUUACUACGACGAUGAUAGCAACGAGAAAGACCCGAAAGUAAGCAACGGACACGAUGGUCCGGCGAGAAAUGAAAUAUCAAGGGGUAAAGAUAAAACGAAAUCGGCCGAUGUCAACGAAAUCGUCCCAUCUAGAGGAAGAACGAAGCAAUUGGAUACUGAAGACAUUGUUGAUGAAGAAAGGUUGCCGGUUAAUACAAGAUUUCCGCCGAGAGGAAGGAAUUUAAACACAACUCCAAGUGGGGAGGAAGAUGAAGAAGUUAAAACACCCGCUUCGAGAGGACGUACUCGAGGAAGAGUUGAAGUUGAUAAUAGUUCUGAAGAAUCGCAGGAAUCGCGCGGAAGAACAAGGUCAAGCAUCAGACGACCAAGUUUAGACAUAAUUGAUAGCGCCACCUUUAACACACACCCAAAUACCGGGGAACCACCUGCUGGUGGACCUUCUUUCCCCUCGGACCUACCCGCUGGUCCAGUAAGAUUCUUAGGGGCUACGCCCAAUGAAAGAGAACCUUCUCUUGAAGAUAAUGAACCAAAAGACGUCAAAAAAGAAGAAGCUAAAGAAGAAUCAUUUUCAUCCACCGAAGAUGAAGAAGCAACUACUCCUAUGUCGGGGAUGAAAAAGGCUGUUUUAGAUUUAUACGCAAUAAGUCAAGGCACCCAGAAGAUGUUGGGAGAAGAAGGGGCGUACGAAGAAGAUUUAACAACACAACAAGAAGAAAAAGAAGAACCAACCACUUUAGAAUUAACAACCGAAGAAGAAACAACUCCUUCGACAACCACAACAACAACCACCACGACUACAACGACCACAACAACCACGACAACCCCAGCACCAACCACGACAACAACAACAACAACGACAACACCACCCCCAGAACCAGCUUUUGGAAGAGGUCGUUUUAAAAACCGCGCUAAAAUCGGAGGUGGAAAAUCCGUCGCAACAUCCACCUCAUCCCCAAACUCAGACCAAGAUAAACCAAAGAAAUUCGGUGGAAGACCGAGUUUUGGAAGACGCCCCUCUAGUACCAGAAGCACCGCCCAACCAGCUGAAGAACCCGCUAAAGAAGAAACAAAAUCAACCCAAAGCAAACCAGCAACUCGUGGAAGAUUCGGAGCUUCGCGAUCUCGAACUCGCACAACUCCGGCUCCCUCCGGCGGUGAAGAAUCCGAUAAUUCCGCAACAACCACCAGAGCAUCUUUAAGACCUCGCCCAUCGAAUUCAUUAAACAAAUUAAGAACGAGAUCUCGAACUCCCGCAUCAACAGCCGCGCCGGAAGAAUCAAACCAAGAAGAAUCCCAAACAUCAACAACCAUCAGAAGUAGACCUAAAGUAGGUGGAGCUGUUCGUCCUUUACGCCCGGGGCCUAGAAUUAAUUUGGCUAGAGGGCGACUUGGAGGGGUUACCACAACAACAACAACAACCGAAUCAGCCCCAGCUGAACAAGAAGUAAACGAAGAAGCACCGAAACAAGAAGAAGAACAACCAAAGGAACAACCAGAACAACCCCCACAAGACAAUAACCCUCUAAAUAGACUCAAAAAUAGACAAAGAAUUAACAUAUCUGCUAAGCCGAAAGCCGCUGGGACAUCACCGGUUCAAGUAAAGAGGGUAAAUCCUUUAUUGGCCAGAAGGAAAACAACUGCAGCUCCUGAACCCUCCACCGAAGCACCGGAAGAAGCCCCCGCGACUGAUGUUGCUUCAGAAAAUAACGAAGAAACUGAAGCACCAGCGCCGAGUUCAACCACGGAGGAACCUAAAGGGUUAAAUAAGCUAAUUGCGGGAAGGAGGAGGUUAAUUAGGCCACCUCUUGGACACUAAUCCUUCUUAAAUCACUAUAUUGCUUGUAUUCUUUUUGUCUUUUUGUGAGGAAGUGAGCAAGGAUGGUUGUGAAUUUUUAUUUCUAUCUGGUAAAUUAUACUACUAAAGUUGAAAAUGAUUACGUAAAAACGUAAUUUUUUACGUUAUUUUCUAUACUUUUAUUUUCUUAUUUAAAUUGUUGCUCCUUUAUUGGUAUGAAAAAUCGGAGAGUGUUUCUUUUAAGUCGUUUUAGAUAGACGUAAAUAAUACUUUUAAUGUAAGGCUAACCAAUUAGGUUGUAUUUAAAUAACUUGCAGGCCGAAACGUGCCAAUAACUAUUUCAAUUGUUUCAAAAUCACUUUGUGGUGUUUGCAAAUCAAUUGAAAGAAACCCAAACAUAUGUAUUUUUGUAUAUAAAAUUUGUGAGUAAAUAAACGAUACAUACCGAGUAA